Macrobrachium nipponense is the source of this 738-nucleotide messenger RNA. RefSeq names its product proline-rich proteoglycan 2-like. The transcript has a single exon. The record is from RefSeq and is a predicted model, not a curated record. Lineage: Eukaryota; Metazoa; Arthropoda; Malacostraca; Decapoda; Palaemonidae. Bases 1 to 738 code for a protein of 245 amino acids.
AUGCAGGGGGGUUGGGGCCCAAACCAAGCUCUGCAAAAUCCUGGUCCGAAGAGAAGGCCCAAUGCAGGUGGGCCAAACCAAGCUCUGCAAAAUCCUGGUCCGAAGAGAAGGCCCAAUGCAGGUGGGCCAAACCAAGCUCUGCAAAAUCCUGGCCCGAAUAGAAGGGCCCAAGCUGGGGGGUACAAACCAAGCUCUGCAAAACCUGUUCAAGAAAGAAAGGCCCAAUGCCGGUGGGCCCCAAACCAAGCUCUGCAAAAUCCUGGGUCCCGAGAGAAGCCCAAUGCAGGUGGUUCGAAAACCAAUGGCUCUGCAAAAUCCCUGGUCCGAAGAGAAGGCCCAAUGCAGGUGGGGCCAACCAAGCUCUGCAAAAAUCCUGGGCCGAAGAGGAAAGCCCAAUGCUUGGUUGGGGCCCCCCAAAACCAAGCUCUGCAAAAUCCUUGUACGAAGAGAAGGCCCAAUGCGGGUGGCCAAACCAAAGCUCUUGCAAAAUCCUGGUCCGAAAGAGAAGGGGGGGCCCCCAAUGCUGGGGGCCCAAACCAAGCUUGGCUCAAAAUUCCUGGUCCGAAUAGAAGGCCCAAUCAGGUGGGUCAAACCAAGCUCUGCAAAAUCCCUGGUCCGAAGAGAAGGCCCAAUGCAGGGGGUUGGCAAAACCAAGCUCCUGCAAAAUCCUGGUUCGAAGAGAAGGCCCAAUGCUGCCAAAACCAAGCCUGCAUCCUGUCCGGAAGGAAGGCCCAAUGA